This is a messenger RNA of Scophthalmus maximus (turbot), 2904 nucleotides long. It is a transcript of the gene ace2, whose product is annotated as angiotensin I converting enzyme 2. The record is from RefSeq and is a predicted model, not a curated record. Gene Ontology annotation, cellular component: plasma membrane. Lineage: Eukaryota; Metazoa; Chordata; Actinopteri; Pleuronectiformes; Scophthalmidae. Gene Ontology annotation, molecular function: metallopeptidase activity; peptidyl-dipeptidase activity. The transcript has 18 exons. Gene Ontology annotation, biological process: proteolysis. The coding region runs from base 39 to 2483 and encodes 814 amino acids.
GUCCCACCUCCUCAGAGUUAGUCUGUGUGUGUGUGUGGAUGGAGCUGAAGCUGCCCAAGAUGUCUGCUAGGAUUCUUGUAGCAUUGCUGGUCGUGACCUGCUCCGUUUCUGCCCAGCUGGACGUGGAGAACGGGGCGAGGGAGUUUCUGAAGAAGUUCGACAAGGAGGCCACACAGCGCAUGUACACGUACUCUCUGGCGUCAUGGGCCUACAACACCGACAUCACAAAGGAGAACUCAGACAAACUGUCAGAACAGGGGCAAAUUUGGAGCAACUUCUACACCCAGAUGUCAGAAGAGUCGCAGAAAUUCCCCAUCGGCGAGAUCAAUGAUCCAGAAAUCAAAUUACAGCUCAUCUCCCUUCAAGACAAAGGCGCUGGUGCCCUGUCCCAGGAUAAGGGUGCACACCUGAGUAAGGUGAUGAGUGAGAUGAGCACCAUCUACAGCACAGCGACAGUGUGUCUGAUGGACGACCCCCUGAACUGCCAGACUUUGGAGCCAGGCCUGGAGCAUGUGAUGUUCAACAGCCGAAACUACUCCGAGCGUCUGCACGUGUGGGAGGGCUGGAGGAGAGAGGUGGGGAAGAGGAUGCGGCCCCUGUAUGAAGAUUAUGUGGAUCUGAAGAAUGAAGCAGCCAAACUAAACGGUUUUGAAGACUACGGAGCGUACUGGAGAUAUAACUAUGAGACCAUUGAGGACGACAUUCGGUACAAGUACACUAGAGAUCAGCUCAUGGACGAUGUCCGUUCAGUAUACAAGGAGAUCAUGCCAUUGUACAAGGAGCUGCAUGCCUACGUGAGAGCCAGGCUAAUGGAGGUCUACCCAGGAUACAUCCAUUCACAGGGGCCUCUGCCAGCCCACCUGCUGGGUGACAUGUGGGGGAGAUUCUGGACCAACCUGUACCCUCUGUCUGUUCCCUACCCGGAAAAACCCGAUAUCGACGUCAGCAAAACUAUGCUGGAUAAGGGAUGGAAUGAAAUCAGACUUUUUAAGGAAGCAGAGAAGUUCUUCACUUCUGUGGGCCUGUACACGAUGUUUGAAAACUUCUGGAACAACUCCAUGCUGGUGAAGCCCGAGGACGGACGCAAGGUGGUCUGUCACCCCACAGCCUGGGACAUGGGGAACAAAGAGGACUUUAGGAUCAAAAUGUGCACCAAGGUCAACAUGGAAGACUUCCUGACGGUGCACCACGAGAUGGGUCACAACCAGUACCAGAUGGCCUACCGCAACCUGUCCUACCUCCUGAGGGACGGCGCCAACGAGGGCUUCCACGAGGCCGUCGGGGAGAUCAUGUCCCUCUCUGCCGCGACGCCCAAACACCUGCAGAGCCUGGACCUCCUGCCUGCCGACUUCACUUAUGAUAACGAGACCGAGAUCAACUUCCUGCUGAAACAGGCGCUCACCAUCGUGGCCACACUGCCGUUCACCUACAUGCUGGAGGAGUGGAGGUGGCAGGUGUUUGCAGGCAACGUCUCCAAGGAUGAAUGGAUGCAGCGCUGGUGGGAGAUGAAGAGGGACAAGGUGGGGGUGGUGGAGCCGGUGCCAAGAGACGAGACUUACUGUGACCCGCCUGCUCUGUUCCAUGUAUCUGGAGACUAUUCCUUCAUCAGGUACUUCACAAGAACCAUCUACCAGUUUCAAUUCCAAAAAGCGCUCUGCAACGCGGCCGGUCACACAGGUCCCUUGUCUACAUGUGACAUUACUAAUUCUACAGCCGCAGGAACCAAGCUGAGGAAUAUGUUAGAGCAGGGAAGGUCCAAGUCCUGGACCAGGGCUUUGCAUACGAUAUCCGGUGACGUCAAGAUGGAUGCCGGCCCCCUGUUGGAAUAUUUUCAAAAACUCCAUGUAUGGCUGAAGGCAGAGAAUAAGAAACACAACAGGACUGUCGGCUGGGAGGCAGCAAUAGAUCCAUAUUCGCAGAAUGCCAUUAAAGUCAGAAUAAGUUUGAAGGCUGCCAUGGGCGAUGACGCUUAUACCUGGAAUGACAACGAGCUGUACCUGUUCAAGGCCAACAUUGCGUACGCCUUGAGGCAGUACUACCAACAACAGAACGAGACGCUUCCCUUCACAUCAGAGAAUAUUCUCACCUACGACAUGAGUCACAGAAUCUCCUUCAACCUUGUGGCCACCAACCCAGCGACUCCUUCCAUAUUCAUCCCAAAGAAUAUUGUGGAGGCUGCCAUCCGUUUAUGCCGAGGCCGAAUCAACGGUGCCUUCCAACUGGACGACUGGACGCUGGACUUCGUGGGUAUCCCGGCAACACUGGCCCCUCCUGUGGAGCAGCCAGUGACGGUGUGGCUGGUGGUGUUUGGGGUCGUCAUGGGAAUCGUGGUGCUCAUGGGCACCUACCUCAUUGUCUCCGGUGUCAGAGAUCGCAAGAUGAAAUCCGCAAAGACGGUCGCGGAGAAUCCGUACGACGCAGACAACGACGGGCAAAUUAACAAAGCCUUCGAGGACAGCGACAAUGAACAAACUGGAUUCUGAUUCAACAGAGAACAGAGGGAAGGUGUCGUCGAUGCUCUUAGUCACUAUCCAAAGACAAAGUGAAAGCUUUUGCUUUUAUAAAGCCUUCCCCUCUUUCACCAGUGCUGCGUGGCCUUUCAUCAGGCAACACGACCAAAUGUGUAUAUGUGUAAAAGAUUUGGUUGUCUGGGGUUUUGACCCUCACUGACUAUUAUUGUUAAUACCCCUUUAAAAAUCCCCCUGUAAAAAAUGUACACCUAAUUGUUGUACACUUAGCAUACUUACAUGUAAAUGUACAGUACUUAAAGUGUGCUCCUUUUAUAAAUUAAUAUAUACUUCUAUCAUGCUUAUGAAGUAUUACAGCAUGUACUCAACUACACUUUUUGAAACAUCAUAAAGUCAAAUGAAUUAUAAUUGUUAAAAUAAAUAGUGUUUUAUUUUA